CGCGAGCCUGAGUCCGCUGGCUGUGGUGCUGAAGCGGCGCAUGCCGGGGGCUCGAGCGCAGACACACAAUCGAAGGCAUCCUCUCGCGCGAUGGUCAAAAAUAGAUAGAAGAAGAGAGCUUGUAAUUCAGGAAUCCAAGCCAAUUAUUUGUGAUUUUUAUAUAAAAUACAAUUUACGGUAGUCUGAAUUUGUGUAAGCUGUUUUGAUAGCUUAUAGCUUAUUUGCGCGGUGCGUGUUAGGUUUUUAGACCACCCUCUCCUUAUAUUAUCUAUCUCUCAUCUUUAUUGUUGUUGCCUGCCUGUCUCGCGCAUUCUUUAUGCACAGCACGCCGCUCCAGUCCUCUCCGAGUAAAUAGACCUUCGUCGGAACAGCAUGGCCCGGUCCAGUCGUGCCCACUGAGAGAGAUGGAAGCAAAACAGCACUCCAUAAAGAGCCUGAAGAGCUACCCAGAGGCGGGGGGCCGGAGCCUGGCGGCGGCCGCGGGAGACGUCGGCGUUGGAGGUGGUGGAGGAGGGUGUCUUGCCGGCUCAGCACAGAUGGAGAUGGAGGCAAACAUACAGAAAGCCAUUGACUUCAAGGUGGAGGGCCACCGCUGCUACAAGGAGAAGAAAUUCCGGGAAGCGAUAGGGAAGUACCACCGGGCUCUGCUGCAGCUGAAAGGGGUGCAUUUAGUGGAUGGAAGCACGGACUCCCAGGUCAACCUCCUGAGCCAAGCCGCCGUCAAGCUGACGGAAGACCAGCGGAGAACGGUGGAGAUCACGGAGAUCGAGUGCUACGACAGCCUGACAGCGUGCCUGUUGCAGUCAGAGUUGGUGAACUAUGAGCGUGUGAAGGAGUACUGCCUGAAGGUGCUGGGCCACCAGCGGGACCACUUCAAGGCCAUGUACCGCGCCGGCAUCGCCUGCUACCACCUGGGCGACUACGAAUGUGCCCUGCGCUACCUGCGUGACGCCAAGAACCGCGAGCCCUCAGACACAAACGUGCUGCGGUAUAUCCAGUUGACGGAAAUGAAGAUGAGUAGGGAGGGUCAGCGGGAGCGAGAGAGCGGCAAAGAGGCCCUUGGCUAACCUUUGACCUUUUGGCCUCUAUCACUAUGGCCUAUGCUACGACCCAUCCUACGUCACCUCUCCUCUCUGACCUCCUCUCCUCCUUUAUGGAGCCCAGUCCCAUUGAUGACUGGCCCGAGCGAUGCGCUACAACCAUGUAAAAGGGCAGAAAAAGCCCUGUCUCUCCCCCCUCUCUUCUCCUCCUUGUCUCUCUUCUUCCCUCCAGGCGCUGUUGUUCUGUACCCCAGAUGCAGACUGUCAAACAAAGAAAAAACGAAGCAAAGGGAAAUACUGUACUAUACUCAUACAAAACAGUCAUGGUUGUCCGAAUGAAAAAACUGCUUAAAAAAUAUAUAUGAUCAAAGAACAUUGCGUAAUUUAGUGAAGGUGUAAAAAUUUUCAAAUAAAGUAUAAUUUCUUAUUUA
Messenger RNA from Salvelinus sp. IW2-2015, 1471 nucleotides. Its product is annotated as tetratricopeptide repeat protein 9B. Gene Ontology annotation, molecular function: protein binding. NCBI's taxonomy places the organism in Eukaryota, Metazoa, Chordata, Actinopteri, Salmoniformes, Salmonidae. The record is from RefSeq and is a predicted model, not a curated record.